Messenger RNA from Cydia splendana, 1534 nucleotides. Its product is annotated as Golgi to ER traffic protein 4 homolog. Gene Ontology annotation, biological process: protein insertion into ER membrane. The record is from RefSeq and is a predicted model, not a curated record. NCBI's taxonomy places the organism in Eukaryota, Metazoa, Arthropoda, Insecta, Lepidoptera, Tortricidae. The transcript has 4 exons. Gene Ontology annotation, molecular function: protein binding. Bases 158 to 1111 code for a protein of 317 amino acids. Gene Ontology annotation, cellular component: cytosol; BAT3 complex.
CCACUUAAACUAGUUAGUAUUGUUUUCAUAUCUGCCAUCCAUCAUGCCACCUUCACUAUACCAAUGAAAUGAAACAAAAAUGACUUUUCUUAAGGCGUACAAUAAGUGAACACGAAAUUAAAAUUUUUAAAGAUAUACUAUCUUUUCAAAAAUAACCAUGGCGGCACGUGGGGAAAGAGGUGUUAGAAGAGUGCUGGAUAAACUAGCAGCAUCCGUAAAUUCUGGUCAAUACUAUGAAGCUCAUCAAAUGUAUAGGACGCUUUAUUUCAGGUACCUAAGUCAGAAGAAAUACGCGGAUCUGUUAAACUUGCUUCAUGAAGGUGCAACAUUACUCUUGCAACGUGACCAGCAAGGUAGCGGUGCAGACCUAGCUAUAUUGCUUUUGGACGUUUUGACAAAAUCAGAAACACAGCCAUGUGAAGAAUGGAUUGAGAAAGUAGCUAAUAUAUUUGAAAUCAUGAGUCCAACCAUCCCGGAGCGUGAAACGUUCUUGACUAAUGCAGUGAAGUGGUCAAUGGACAGCAAUAAAAAGGGCCAUCCGUUACUACACAAGAAAAUUGCUGAAGUAUAUUGGAGAGAGAAGAAAUACACUGCUGCACACAGGCAUUUCCUACACUCCAGCGAUGGAUCGGCAUAUGCAACCAUGCUCAUUGAGCUGCAUACUACCAAAGGCCUUAAGUCAGAAAUAGACUUGUUUAUAGCACAAGCAGUGUUGCAGUUUCUCUGUCUACGGAACAUACAAAUGGCAACUGAGACUUUCAACAAAUACACUGGAUCACACCCAACCAUAAAGAAUGACAGAGGCCCACCAUAUUUAUUUCCUUUACUCAAUUUUCUUUGGUUUCUUCUACGUGCAAUUGAACAGAAACAUGCAAUUCAAUUUAAGAUAUUAAGGAACUGGUAUGCAAUUAGUAUAAAGCGUGAUCCAAACUAUUCAGUGUAUUUGGAUAAUAUUGGACGCAUCUGGUUUGGAAUAGAGAUUCCCCAUGACCCUAAAAAUGCCAACUCAAUGUUUGGUGGGCUCCUAAAAUCAAUUAUUGGUGAAGCGGCAGACAGUUCUGAUGAAGAAGAGUACAUGGGCCACAAUGCUUCAGCUCCGGACCUAGAUUGAAAAAAUGUAUGACAAAUAGAAGGAUAGGAUUAUGUUUGUAUAAAUAACAUAUCAGCGUUUAAGCUGUGUCCAUAACAAUUGAACAUCUAUUUAUAUUACAACCAUGUAAUAAGUAGUAGGUACUUACAUUGAUAUAAGGAAAUCAGUACCUUUAACAGUCUAACUCGACAGUUUACAUUUUGGCAGAAAAUUUAAUUAAUUCUUUUAUGUAGACUGUUUUAAUGAAUUCAUAACUCUUCCAUUAACAUCAUUAUAAGUAAUUCAAUGUUUUACGAUGUUAUAUUACUGAUAUUUCCAGUAACCAAUGGAUUUUUAUUUACAAUAUUGUGGGUACUACUAAGUUAUAGCCACUACAUUCGGAAAUUUGUAAUUAUUGUUAGCAAAUAGGGUGGACAGAAUAAUAAAACGUAUUAAUUUGAAUAA